This is a messenger RNA of Nymphaea colorata (pocket water lily), 943 nucleotides long. Its product is annotated as WRKY transcription factor 55. The coding region runs from base 3 to 866 and encodes 287 amino acids. The record is from RefSeq and is a predicted model, not a curated record. Gene Ontology annotation, molecular function: DNA-binding transcription factor activity; sequence-specific DNA binding. Lineage: Eukaryota; Viridiplantae; Streptophyta; Magnoliopsida; Nymphaeales; Nymphaeaceae. Gene Ontology annotation, biological process: regulation of DNA-templated transcription. The transcript has 3 exons.
UAAUGGAGGACUACCUCUACUUCGCUCUUCAUGGCUGCUUCCUCGCCAGAGAGUUCGAGAACAGUCCCCCGACCCAACCAGACGAGUUCUACAAGUCAUGCCAAACCAUCGCCGAGGCCUUCACGAGGGCCAUGAACUGCCUUAACUCACGGAACCCGGUGACCGCCUUGCUCCGCCUGCCGGACGUCAAUGGGGAGCAGCCGGACUUCGCCGGGAUCCAGCUUGAGUCCUCCAGGGCAAUGGACCACGUCGUGCACAGCAACGGCGUCGACCUCCUGGUGCAACUCGGUGGCUGCAGCCAAUCCCCCGAGACCGCCGUGGCCGAGCCGUCGGUCUCCGGCGCCGCUGGUUUUCCGACCUUGCCGGGAUUGAAGAAGAGGAGAGGAUCUUACGAGAAGAGGACGAUAAGGGUUCCCGCACCACCGAUCGGGAACGUCGACAGCAUGCCGGACGACGGCUAUACAUGGAGGAAAUACGGGCAGAAGGACAUACUGGGGUCAACAUAUCCAAGGAGCUACUACCGGUGCACCAACAAGACGUUCUACGGCUGCGAUGCGAAGAAGCAGGUGCAACGGACGGACGACGAUCCUCGCACGUAUGAGAUCACCUACUGCGGCCACCACACGUGCCACACUACGGGGCCGCUGCCCGUGGCCGCCAACCCGGUCGCCGCUGCCGAGCAGGAGAUGCUUGAGCCCUUGCCCGCCGGAGGGUUCGCCGGCACCGGACCACUCUUUCCGGUGAGGGAAGCGCCUGUGAAGACCAUGGAGCAGCAGCUGCUGGAGUAUGCAGACGCCAUAUUCAAUUCAGGCAGCAGCAGCAGCAACAGCAUGGACUCAUUCUUCUCACCCAAAGGGGAGAGGUAGGGAAACGUGUUACCCGAUGAAGGCCAUAUUCGUCCAACAAUGGGUCUUGACCUAAUGGUUGACUUCUUGAUUGUCCG